CCCAAACAAAAAGAAAAAAAAAAGACACCAAAUGCGCAAUUUGGACAGGUUUGGAUCCAAUCCUACGGUGCAAGUCUGGCCGAUCUCACCGCGCGCGCGCCGCCUCCUCCCCCUUGAGUCGGCGCCGCCUCCAAUCCGACGCCGGCUUCCCCCUCCGUCCGCCGCCACCUUCUUCCCCGUUCCGCUCCCCCGGGGAAACUUCGCCCUCUUCACCCUCCCCCAACUACUCCUGCCUCCACCCCCAAGGCCCCAACCACCGAACCCUAGCUGGCCGGCGCCGUCGUCACCGCCCCCGGGAGAUCGUCGGAGCCCGGAGACGAGGAAGAAGCUGUCUGCCGCGCGGUCGUACUCGUAUCGUGAAGCAUACAUAUCGUCAGAGUUACCAAUGGCUACAGAAAAGAAAGUGAACAAGCUAUCUGUGGCUAAUUUAACUUCGGAUGAUUCAUUCUAUCCAGUUAUAGUUCCUGGAAACUCUAAGAUUGAGAUACAAAGCCGAGUCAGAAACUUGACUGUUUAUGCUAUCAAAAUUCCUGGCAGCGUGGCAUAUAAUGCUAUGUUGUUAUAUUCAGAGGGUCAACAAGAGAAAUGUCUAGCAGUACGACGAAGAUCAGAACACGCCCAUACUCUUUAUGAAAUCCUUCGAAAUUGCUCUCACAGAAACAUCAUACAGCCUAUGGGAGUCUGGGAAGAAAUGGAGACGAACCUGGCAUUUAUUGUUUUCCCUUGCUCUGAUGGAGUUGUGACUUCAAUUCCAAAAGAAGCUUUAUUUGAUGUGGAAGAUGCUACAAAUGCUGAAUCUUAUACAUUUGGUUUCAGUGACCAAGGUUGCAGGAUCUUUAGAGAGAUUUGUAUGGCAGUCAGAUAUAUCAAUGUGCUGUAUGACGAGGAGAAAAUUCCAUUGAAGGCACUGGAUUUGGAUGAAAGUAAAAUCUUUUAUCAGUCGAAGGCUAAGGGGGAUUAUCAUGUCCUAUUAACUGACAUCAAGAUGGAAAUUUCACCAACGGGCAAUGUGAGAAAGAACCGGAGAGCCAAGGGCAAAGUUUCUAGCACAGGAGUACCAACUGUUGAUGACGUUAAAACUGCGAACUGGAAUGGUUUGGGACAAUUUCUUAAAAAGCUCCAUAAAGACCUCAAGCUGCACAUAGAAUUGAGCCAUCUUUCAGAAGAGCUCGGGAAAGAAUCAGUAAAGUAUGAAGAUUUGGUGUGGGAACCUGGAUUGUGGGAAUCAAGCACUAAAGUGCAAUUGGUUAGAGAUGUUUAUUGGUGCUACAACAAAAACAAGAACAGAAUAUCUACACUUAAGAACAAAACAGCCCUUGGACUCAAAAGCUUUAUUGACAAGUUGGAGGUGAACAAGUCUAGAGCACCAGACAAACAAAUCAAUGACGACAACUUGUAUGAGUCUCUGUUUUUUCUUAGAGUUUACAUGGUUGCCCACAAAGACGAUACUAUUAAAGGUUACAGUGGCACAAUGGAAAUGAUGCAUGACAAGAAAGCCAUUGUAAGGUUGCUUAUGAUAGAACGCCCUGAAUACAUGGUGACACUCAUUUCAGCAAUACGGAAGUUAGGCUGGAUUAGGCAAUCUCCAUUUUGCGCAUGGAUAACCAGUACAUGAUAGAGUUUUACACCCCAAAUCCUGCAAAGUGCUUGCUAUCUCUUAGGAGGAUUGGGAUCCCAUGCAGUUUGAACAGGGACUGCAAGUUUAGCAGUCUUAGGUAUUCACUACCAUCAGAUCAAAGGUUUCAAUGGCCCGGAUUUAGUAGCAGUACUGUUUGUUAGCACUUGCUACAGUAUGUGCUACAGGAUUCAUCUGCUACAGUACCUGAUGAACAGUAUUUUUGUGUGAUCUGAGUCCUUGUUAUUUGAUCCAACAAUGAUUGUAUGACUUGCUGAGGAAAAAAAAUUGGUAGAUGGCAAAGUUUCAACAUGCAUCUUGCAGUAGCUACAUGGAGGUUGUACUUCUUAGUUACUCCCUCCGUUUCAUAAUGUAAUACUGUCCACAUUCAUAUAGAUGUUAAUAAAUAUAAACACAUAUAUAUCUAGAUUCAAUAAUAUGUAUAUGAACUGGACAAUGCUAGAAAGUCUUACAUUAUGAAACGGAGGAAGUACAUAUUUUACACCAAAGGAACACCUGCGGCAGCUGAUUGGGUGUUGGUACCAGGAUAUUUGGCGCCGAGGCGCUGUGCUCCUUCUCAAACUUGUAGCGUGUGUUCCAUCUCAUUGACCAUUUUAAGAAGCUCUUUUGAUUAGAGACUGUUUUCACA
Oryza sativa Japonica Group (Japanese rice) is the source of this 2264-nucleotide messenger RNA. RefSeq lists its product as uncharacterized. The record is from RefSeq and is a predicted model, not a curated record. Lineage: Eukaryota; Viridiplantae; Streptophyta; Magnoliopsida; Poales; Poaceae.